AUGGUGGAAGGACCAGGCUGUACUCUCAAUGGAGAGAAAAUUCGGGCGCGCGUGCGCCCGGGCCAGGCGGUGACGGCCGUGCGGGGGAGCGCUCUGCAGAGCCUGGGGGGCCCUGCCUGGGGGGCAGCUGCGGGAGCUGUGGUCCCUGCCCAGGCUGCUGCACUGAAUAAUAAGGAAGAUUCCAGCCAGAGUGUCUUGAGACUGUUUGAUGGAUAUGUUUACAGUGGCGUGGAAACUUUGGGGAAGGAGCUCUUUAUGUACUUUGGGCCAAAAGCUCUACGGAUUCAUUUUGGAAUGAAAGGCUCCAUCAUAAUUAAUCCACCUGAGGAUAAAAAGAAAGAUGGAGUUUCUCCUGUUUUUGAAGUGCAGCUCACCAAAGAUCUGAUUCGUUUCUUUGACUCAUCGGUGGAACUCAGAAACUCAACGGAAAGCCAACAGAGAAUAAGAAUCAUGGGAGAAUUAGAUAUAUGUUCACCUAAAUUUAGUUUCUCAAGAGCAGAAAGUGAAGUUAAAAAGCAGAAAGGACGGAUGCUCUGUGAUGUGUUAAUGGACCAGAAAGUGUUGCCGGGGGUAGGGAACAUCAUCAAAAAUGAAGCUCUCUUUGACAGUGGUCUCCACCCAGCUGUUAAAGUUUGCCAGUUAACAAAUGAACAGACCCAUCACCUUGUGAAAAUGAUACGUGAUUUCAGCAUUCUUUUUUACAAGUGCCGUAAAGCAGGAUGUGCCAUCUCUAGACACUAUAAGGUUUACAAGCGUCCUAAUUGUGGUCAGUGCUGCUGCAAAAUAACAGUGUGUCGCUUAGGGGAGAAUCACAGAAUGACAUAUUUCUGUCCUCACUGUCAAAAAGAAAAUCCUCAACAUGUUGACAUAUGCAAGCUGCCAACAAGAAACACUACAAUCUGCUGGACAUCUAGCAGAGACGAUCAUCUUAUGGACCACGUGGCUCGGAAAUCUGAAGAGCAGUGGACAUGUGUGGUCUGUACGCUAAUAAAUAAGCCUUCUUCUAAGGCCUGUGAUGCUUGCCUGACUUCAAGGCCUGUUGAUUCAAUACUCAAGAAUGAAGACAGUUCUAUUGCCUAUAGCCACUUAGUGAAGUACCCUUGCAAUAGCUUCGGAAAGCCAAAUACAGAAGUGAAGAUCAACAGGAAAACUGCCUUUGGAACUACAACCCUUGUCUUGACUGAUUUUAGCAAUAAAUCCAGCGCUUUGGAAAGGAAAACGAGCCAAAACCAGACGCUAGAUGGGGAGUUUCAAAACUCUUCUCCUACCAACGUCUGUCUUCGUGAUACACCACACCCCUCCAAGGAGAGAAAGAACUGUGUAACUCAGCUAUCUAAUGAAGUCAGCGUAACACCUGCAGUCUGCUCUCCAUCCGAAUUAUUUAGUCCAGCAUAUAAAAAACUGAAAAGAGCGCCCUCCUCAUCACCAGAUCUCAAAAGUCACAACCGUGGAUUUCCCAACAGGGAACUUCAAAUUAAGAUGACAGAUGGCCCCUGUGCAGGGAAUGCCAGCAGUCCACGCUGCAGUCAACACCACCGCCUCUGCGCGCUCCGAGUUGUGAGGAAGGAUGGCGAAAACAAAGGCAGGCAGUUCUAUGCUUGUCCGCUACCUAGAGAAGCACAAUGUGGAUUUUUCCAAUGGGCAGAUUUGUCCUUCCCAUCCUGCGACCACGGCAAACGCUCCAUCAUGAGAACAGUGCUGAAGAUCGGACCUAAUAAUGGAAGGAAUUUUUUUGUGUGUCCUCUCGGGAAGGAAAAACAGUGCAGUUUUUUCCAGUGGGCAGAAAAUGGGCCAGGAAUAAAAAUUCUCCCAGGAUGCUGAUAUUUUCUCCUUUUGUAGAAUAGCUGUAUUUAAUCUCCUCAGACUGUGGAUCAUGUUUUGUCCCCUUUUCUUCAAUAGAAAGGUUGUGGAACAUCUAUGGUACAUUGUAAAGUUAUUCCAAUAUUUGAGAACUUUUUAUUUGUGUCACCUUUCCAUUCUAUGGCUGUUUUUUUUUUUUCCCUUAAUGACUGCUGUAUGUGUUUCAUUGAAUGGACAGUAUA
Messenger RNA from Equus quagga, 2042 nucleotides. RefSeq names its product nei like DNA glycosylase 3 (gene NEIL3). The coding region runs from base 1 to 1821 and encodes 606 amino acids. The record is from RefSeq and is a predicted model, not a curated record. Gene Ontology annotation, biological process: base-excision repair. NCBI's taxonomy places the organism in Eukaryota, Metazoa, Chordata, Mammalia, Perissodactyla, Equidae. The transcript is spliced from 10 exons. Gene Ontology annotation, molecular function: DNA-(apurinic or apyrimidinic site) endonuclease activity; DNA N-glycosylase activity; zinc ion binding. Gene Ontology annotation, cellular component: nucleus.